AUGACUUUUGAGUGGCCUUGGCAGUAUAACUUCCCUCCCUUUUUCACACUGCAGCCAAAUGCUGACACACGGCAGAAACAGCUGGCAGCGUGGAGCUCCUUGGUGCUGUCCUACUGCCGACAUCACAGACUCUAUACAUUGGACGUUUUGGAAGCGCAAGAAAGCCCGGUGUUCAACAACAAAAACACAGGGAGGAAGCUUUCCACAGAAGCCAUUCAAGUCAUUUUUGAAGAACUGAGAAAAAAAGGGAAUUUGGAGUGGAUGGACAAAAACAAAGCUCGGUGCUUGAUCAUGUGGAGAAGGCCAGAGGAGUGGGGCAAACUCAUAUAUCAGUGGGUUUCCAAAAACGGCAUGAUGAACUCUGUGUUCACACUAUACGAGCUGUCCAAUGGAGAUGACACAGAAAGCGAAGAGUUCCACGGGCUGGAGGACUGGCUGCUGCUCAGGUCCUUGCAGGCUCUGCAGACAGAAGGCAAGGCGGAGAUCAUCACCAUGAAUGACGGGAAAGGGGUGAAGUUCUUCUGAAGGACACGGCGCUGUUGCGGCGGAGACUGUGCAGAUAUCGGGCCGGCGCGCUGUGCUACCCGCCGGGCCGGUCCGUGUUCCGUCGGGAGGCACGAAGCCUGGGCUCCUUGUGUUGUAGACCGCAGGAAAUGCUUAUGGAAAAGUCCCCUUAUUCUGGGGGAGGCUUUUCCUCUUUAGAUUUUGGGGGUGGGGUGGGUGAAUCAAAAUUGUAAAGCGCUCCUCCUUCAAGCAGGCUCUCCUUGCUCCACUCUUUUCCAGAAUAUUUUUCCACUGUUUUUUAUUUUCUUUUUUUUUUUACAGUGAUUAACUUCUGUUGAGUGACUGACGAGGAUAAAUACCCGUCAGGUCCAGUGCAAUACUUCUUGCAAUAAAGAAUUUCUCAGCAAACAACGGACGUCUGGAAAACAGUUUUCCAUCCUUGGCUUGUGGAAGAUCUUUAGGAUUUGGGGUUCCUUACUGGAAAAAGCUGGAGAUGGGGAGCAUGCAGCUUUAUUGGACAAGCAUUAUAAGCAAGGAGGUAGCCAUUGUACAUAUCGCUGGAUCUUCCUGUCAAAAUCUUGUAGCCAUUUGCUCUGUAUUUGACUGCCUUUUAUAUUGCUGGGUUACUGUAAAAUAAACUGAAACGACAUCCAACCUGGA
Messenger RNA from Lepisosteus oculatus (spotted gar), 1164 nucleotides. RefSeq names its product vacuolar protein sorting 25 homolog (gene vps25). Gene Ontology annotation, cellular component: ESCRT II complex. Lineage: Eukaryota; Metazoa; Chordata; Actinopteri; Semionotiformes; Lepisosteidae. Gene Ontology annotation, biological process: protein transport to vacuole involved in ubiquitin-dependent protein catabolic process via the multivesicular body sorting pathway. The record is from RefSeq and is a predicted model, not a curated record. Gene Ontology annotation, molecular function: protein homodimerization activity; structural molecule activity.